This is a messenger RNA of Dioscorea cayenensis subsp. rotundata (Guinea yam), 3309 nucleotides long. Its product is annotated as probable leucine-rich repeat receptor-like protein kinase At5g49770. Gene Ontology annotation, molecular function: protein kinase activity; protein binding; ATP binding. The record is from RefSeq and is a predicted model, not a curated record. The transcript is spliced from 19 exons. Lineage: Eukaryota; Viridiplantae; Streptophyta; Magnoliopsida; Dioscoreales; Dioscoreaceae. Bases 205 to 3123 code for a protein of 972 amino acids. Gene Ontology annotation, biological process: protein phosphorylation.
GUUUUAGUGCUCCAAAGACUUUAAAGAAAGGAUCAAUGGAAUUAAAUUAUUAGCAUAACCAACAAUCUUGGAUCAAUUCAAAGACAAUUCAAGCACAAAAAGUCUGUGUUUUCUGAAGAAAAGGUCUCAGAUUGCAGUCAUCUUAUGUUUCUGCUCAGCAUGCAGUCUUCUUGACAAACUGCUAACUUUCUCGAGUUUGCUCGAAUGGCGAAAUUCACCGGAAUUCUCUUGUUUCUUGUUUGUUUGUCCGGUUUUCAUGUCUGUUUCGGAAACACAGAUCCUCAAGAUGUUGCUGCACUGAGAUCUUUGAUGGAACAGUGGCAGAACACACCAUCAGCAUGGGGACAAACAGAUGAUCCUUGUGGCACAGCUUGGCAAGGAAUCACCUGCACUGGUUCCAGAGUUGUUACACUUAUUCUAUCAAACCAGAAUAUCCAAGGAACACUGAGUGGAGACAUAGGACAACUAUCCCAGUUGCAAACUUUGGACUUGUCUCUUAAUGGAGGUCUAGGCGGCCCUCUUACGGAAAACAUCGGCAAUCUGAAACAGCUUACGAGUCUGAGUCUCCAAAAUUGCAGCUUCACUGGCAGCAUUCCGGGGGUAUUAGGCAGUUUAUCGAAACUCUCGUUCUUGGCUUUGAACUCGAACCAGUUCAGCGGAACAAUUCCUGCAUCCUUGGGUAAUCUCUCCAAUGUCUAUUGGCUGGACCUUUCCUAUAAUCAGUUAAGUGGGCAACUCCCAAUCUCGUCAGGCACAUCUCCGGGAUUGGACCUACUUGUUCAUACACAGCAUUUUCAUUUCAACCAAAACAAUCUAUCAGGAACCAUUCCAGAAAAACUUUUCAGUUCUCAGAUGCAACUGAUACACAUACUUUUCGAUGGGAAUAAUUUUACCGGUGAGAUUCCAGCGAGUAUAGGUCUUGUGAAUUCGCUUGAAGCUCUUCGGCUUGAUAGGAAUGGCUUUUCGGGCCCAGUUCCUUCCUCCAUUGCCAAUCUUACAAACCUUCAUGAACUGAACUUAGCAAACAAUAAGUUAACCGGACUGAUGCCAAAUCUGACUGGAAUGAGCAGUCUCAAUUACGUAGAUUUGAGCAACAACACAUUUAAUCGUUCAGAAACUCCGCUAUGGUUCUCGACAUUGGAUACUCUUACUUCUCUAGUUGUAUCAUAUGGAAGACUCAGCGGACCAGUGCCGCAAAAAUUAUUCAGCCUCCCACAAAUACAACAAGUGAUACUAGACAACAACGAAUUCACCGGCACACUUGGCAUGGGCAGCAACAUCAGUUCUCACUUACAAACAGUGAACUUCGAAAACAAUAACAUCAGCUUAUUCACUCCACCUCCCAAUUUCCAUGGCAUCAUAAUGCUUCACGGAAAUGAAGUUUGUGAAACAGUGUCAGUGCUAAAGAAUACAAUAUACUGCAGUGAUCACCCACAAGCGCUGACACCAUACUCUACGAGUCUAGCAAGUUGUGGCUCUAGUUCAUGUUCUUCUGGUCUCAGUGUCAGACCUCUAAGUUGCAAUUGCGCUUGUCCAUUGACUGGAAUGCUGACCUUCAGAGCACCAUACUUCUCAGAUGUAACAAAUAGCACAGUGUUUCAAGAUCUAGAGAACCAACUAUGGCAAAAUCUUUCGCUCUCUCCUGGCUCAGUAUACCUUGAAAACCCAUUUUUUGAUGAAAACUCAUAUAUGCAAGUUCAAGUGAAGUUGUUCCCACCAACUGGAACCAGUUUCAAUCAAUCAGAAGUAUCCAGAAUUUCUUCUCAACUCGGCCAACAGAAUGAAUUCAAGCCUCCAAAGAUCUUUGGACCAUACUUAUUCACUGCCAAUCCUUAUCCUUGCCUAGAUAAUCAAUCAGGAGGAAGCUCGUUAAGCAAAGGUGCAGCAGCUGGAAUAGCAGCAGGUUGUGCUAUUGUUCUGCUUACGCUAAUUGGAAUGGGAAUAUAUGCAUUCAGACAGAAAAGAAGAGCAGAGAGAGCCACCGAAAUUAGCAAACCUUUUGCUGCUUGGGCAAGUACUAAAGGCGUCGAUGGAGUACCACAACUGAAAGGAGCCAGAUGGUUCACAUUUGAUGAGCUGACAAAGAUCACAAAUAACUUUGCAGAAAUGAACGAAAUCGGAGCAGGAGGUUACGGGAAGGUUUAUAAAGGACAGCUGACAAACGGGCAGGUAGUUGCCAUCAAGAGAGCGCAAGCAGGAUCCCUGCAAGGCGCUGCGGAGUUCAAGACUGAAAUUGAAUUGCUUUCAAGAGUUCACCACAAGAACCUUGUUGGACUUGUUGGCUUCUGUUUUGAGCAAGGGGAGCAAAUGCUAGUCUAUGAGUUCAUUUCAAAUGGAACACUAAGAGAGAAUUUGUCCGCAGAGAAUGGUAAGCAACAACUUGACUGGAUGAAGAGGUUGAAGAUUGCUCUAGGAUCAGCAAGAGGACUUGCGUACCUUCAUGAACUCGCUGAUCCUCCAAUAAUUCAUAGGGAUAUCAAGUCUGCAAAUAUCCUUCUCGACAAGCUCCUAAAUGCAAAGGUUGCAGACUUCGGACUCUCCAAACUAGUAUCUGAUGCAGAAAAAGGGCAUGUUUCCACCCAAGUCAAAGGAACAUUGGGGUAUUUGGACCCGGAGUAUUACAUGACUCAACUGCUGACGGAGAAGAGCGAUGUCUACAGCUACGGAGUGGUGAUGCUUGAAUUGAUAACCGGUAAGCCACCGCUCCACAAAGGCAAGUACAUUGUGCGUGAAGUGAGGCUAGCCUUGAACAUGAUGGGCGAAGAUCCAUACUGUGGCCUGGAGGACAUGGUUGACACUGUCAUUCGGAAUUCAGAAACCCUCAUCGCAUUCAAAAGCUUUGUUCAACUGGCCAUGCUCUGCGUGGAAGAAACAGGAGCACGCCGCCCAAAAAUGAACCAAGUCGUCAAGGAAAUCGAACUCAUGUUGCAGUCUGAUGGCUUUCAAAUUGAACCAGAAUCAGAACCUUCAUCGGCAACAGAUUUUUAUAGAGAAGCAGGAGUUGGUACUGCUCUACAUGGUCACCUGUACAAUGAUCAACAACUGCCAACAAAGGAAGCAAGCAGCAGUGGUUUUGACUACAGUGGUGCAUAUGCAUUAUCAACAAAGAUUGAACCCAAGUAGUAGCAAACAGGAAGUUUUUUUUUCUCAAUUUGAUUUGAUGUAUAUCCGUUUUGUUUGAGAAAUCAUAGCACAAACCACUCAUGAUUUCUAUAAAAACAGAUUCAAAACAUGAAAUCAGUAGGAUUUGGGUAUUUUAAAAAUAUGAAAGUUACAGCAUAAAACAGUUUGUGCAGAAAAUUUGAAGAA